UCCUAGUGUUUUUCCAUCGGUCGAAAAAAUUAUAGAAAUUUAUUUGUGUCUCAUAAAAGCCGAUUCAACUUGUGAAAAGCAAUCAUUUAUUCGAAAAGAGUUCAACAUUUCUUCAUAACCAAAUCAAUCGGACUGUCAGAAAUAACUCAUUACUGCGAAGUAUUUUGUCAUGCUCCAAUGAUAUUACCAACUCUGACGUUUAUAGUGUCCUAGAAUCAAUGUUGGAAGGAUGGUACUGUCGUUCUAUAGCCAACAAUACUGCAGAGGUCGAGGAUGAUGAGGAAGAUAGCCCCGAAGAGGAAGUACCUAAUUAUAAGGAUCAGUAUCGCAAUCUUAAGAGAAAACUCAAGUUUUUAAUUUAUGAAAAUGAGUGUUUCCAAGAAGCCCUACGAUCAACCCAGCGAAAAUUGCUCAAGGUCAACAGGGACAAGAGUUUCCUGCUGGAUCGUCUCCUGCAGUACGAGAAGGUGGACGCGUCAUUCUCUGAGAGUGACGAAACCGAAUCUUCAGAGGAAGAAGGCCCGAAAGUAGAGCCACCAAAGAAGAAGAAGGUAGAGCCCCAGGUGAAUCACUUGAGUCAACAUCCAGGUGCUCCACUGAAACCUCAGAACACGAGUAAAAAGAAAAAACCGAACCCGAAGCCUCUUAAACCGCAGAACAAUACGCCAGUGCAAUCGAAUAAUGUUGUUUCGGUGGUGUCUAUGAUGUCCGAUGGUCACAUGACGCCUGAGGAGGUGGAGAGGCAUUUGGAAUCAAGGCAGACGUAUCUCGAAUUGGUACCUGAGAAAGCGCCUCCCACCGUCCCCACGGAGAUGUUCAGCAAUGAUCCCUCAUUGGACAGUGAGUCCAAUGAACUUGGGGAGAUGGAGACGUCACCUAGUAAUAUGGGAGAGGACUGUCUGAGUGUUGAAAUGAUUGGGGAGUAGGCGGCUGAUAUGAGAGAUUGAUGAUGCACUAAAUGAUAAAGAAAACAUCUCACACAAAUCUCCUUCGAAUGCAAAAAAUCACAAAAUGAAAAUACCAAGAAUAAAGUAUCCCGAGCUGAGUAUUUAGAGAGUGUCCAGAGAUGAGAUAUUUGUAUCAUAAUAAUAGAUUUAGUUGUUCCACAAAAUUGUUAUUUCCUGUUGGGGCACGAAAUGGUUUUCAAAAAAUGAUUUUUUUUUCAUUAGAAAUAUGUGAAAAUACUCGUUUCAUGCGAAACUAGGGAGGCCUCAAAGAUAUGAAACGAAUUCAUGAAUAGAAUAAUUACAAUUUAUUACAAUAUUUAUUGACACUGCUGCUACGUUUACCUAGUACCGAAAACGUCGAGAGGAACGCAGCAGCAUUGUCAAAAUAGUAGAUUUCGUGUUGAGUUCCACUGGGGUUUCCGGCUCGUGUGAGGUUGGCGCGCCGAGCCGAAGGCGAGGUGAAAACCCCAGUGGCACUCGACACGAAAUAUACUAUUUCGUUUACUUUUCGGCAGCAGGUGAACGUAGCAGCAGUGUCAAAAAAUCGUGAGACGGAAAUUUUCACACUCCGGAAUCCGUAUCUAAACAUACUACAUAAUAUUGGAUUACUUCACUUUAUCAUACCCUCUAACCCACCAUCUCACCUGAAUGAUCCAUCUCUUGAGUCAAAUAUUGCGUUGUUGAACGCAGAGCGAUAAUUGAUGCUUGAAAGUUCCGUAUGUUUCAAUGAGCUAAUUUCUAUUUCGGUAAUUUUCAACUUGCAUUUUUUUUUCUUUCAAACAAAACUUGUGUGACAUGUUUUUUCUCUUAGUAGGGGGAUAAGGGCGAUUUCUUGAAGAUUUGGUUGAUUCUGGAGAAUGGAGAAAGGGUUUCGGCAUGAGGAUGAGAAUUUUUGGGAAUAAGAAGAAAGAACGAUUUCAAAAAUUUCAUUUUGAAUGAAAUUGCUCAAGACUUUUUAUUAAGAAAAUUAGAGUUCAGGGGAUGAGGAUGAUAAUAAUGGAAAUUUUUGAAAACGUAAAAAGGUUUCGGGCAUGGAGAUAAAGAUAAGAACUCAGGGUAUUAUUAGAGAUAGGAACCAAAGUUCUGGAAAUUUUAGAUUGCAAAAGAGUGGUGUGAUCAUUGAAGUCAGAUUUUUGCAAGGCUCGCAAAGAUGAUGAAUGGAGUUUGGAUGGGGAUGGAAAUUCAUUUUUGUGACGCACCAGAAAAGUUUGCCCUGCGGAAAUGGGUUUUUAAAGAAUUUCCAAGUAUGGUAAGAAGAACUGAUGGAACUUGCCUAAAAUUUGGGGGUCUGUAGCACAGAAAAUUUAAGAAUGUAAAACGUGUUAUGUCAUAAUUUCAAUUAAAUCUAAUGUUUUUUAUUGCAAUUUCAGAACGGAUAAAUGGAAAUCAUAUGCAUACAAAUUCUCAACCAUAUAAUGGAGCAGAAUGGUUUAUUUAUAUCCUUACUCAUUAGAGAAUCCCUUAGUGAUUCAAUAUCACCCUUUUAUAUAUGCCUCGUGCUUCUCCAUUCUCAAAAGACCGCGAAGAACAAUGGAGGAAGGCCAGAAAAGUAUUCACAGUAUAAUGUUCUAUAAUUUUUUCCAUUACAUUUUUCCGUUUACUUUCGAAUACCGAAAUAAAAAUACGAAUAAAAAUGAUGAGCAACUU
Molecule: messenger RNA, 2594 nt
Organism: Diachasma alloeum
Lineage: Eukaryota; Metazoa; Arthropoda; Insecta; Hymenoptera; Braconidae
Product: INO80 complex subunit E
Exons: 3
Coding region: 219-926 (235 amino acids)
Biological process (GO): chromatin remodeling
Cellular component (GO): nucleus; Ino80 complex
Source: RefSeq, a predicted model, not a curated record